Molecule: messenger RNA, 551 nt
Organism: Paramecium sonneborni
Lineage: Eukaryota; Ciliophora; Oligohymenophorea; Peniculida; Parameciidae
Source: the annotation of a GenBank genome assembly
AUGACAACAAUAAAUGAAAUGAAAGAUGCUUUAAAAGAAACUCUUGAAUCAAGAGGAGUUUUAUCUUAAUUAAGAGCAAGAAUAAGAGCAGAGAUAUUUAAUGCUUUAAAUGAAGAUCCAGAAGACAAACCAAAACUUUCAAUGGGUAUAUUUAGAUUUUGAAUUAGAAAAUAUGAUAAUUAAUGAUUUAAUAAGAGAAUACAUGGAAUAUAAUCAUUAUAGUUAAACAACAAGUGUAUUUAGUUCAGAAGCAGGAAUGCCUUAAGAAAUGCUUGAUAGAGGAUUCAUAACAAAAAAAUUAAAAAUUGUAGAAGAUAACAAUUCUAAAUAAACUCCAUUAUUAUAUGGUAGUUAAAUUAAUUAUUAUUAAUAUAGGUCUUGUUUUUGGAAUGAAGAAAGUCAUUAAUAAUUAAGAAGUUUAAAAUGAACCAUUAACAGGACCAAAAUAUAGAAAUAUUUAUCCUGAAUCAGGUUAAGUUGUUGAAUCAAAUAAUGAAUUUGAAUUUUAAGGAGGAAGAAGAAAUAUUUCUGAUUAAAUUUUUAAAUGAAAC